AUGCGUCCCGACGGCCCUCGGGACCCCGUCGCGGGGCCCGACAGCGGGCCAGAACCUCCCUUUCCUAUCCGUCUGGAGGGGCCGGUGAUUAAAGGGUUUGGGAGGGGGAGUAAGGAGAUGGAUUGGUUGCUCGGAAUCCCCACCGCCAACAUCCCCCCUGACGGGCUGGACCAAUAUCCCGACCUGCAGACGGGCGUCUACUACGGCGUAGUCGCGCUCGACCCGGCGCGGUUCAUCUACAACAAGGACGAAUCCACCGCGCAGAUUGCAGACAACAACAGCGACGGUAGCCAGGGGACGGCGAGCACGAAGCCAGCGACCAUCCUCCCUGCUGUGCUGAGUAUUGGGUAUAACCCGUUUUAUAAGAAUACUGUUCGCUCGGUGGAAAUCCACAUCAUGCCCCCACUCUCAUCAUCCUCCCCUACAACCAUCAGCAAUUCAUCCUCCGGGCAAAAAGUCUCCUUCUACAAACUCCCCGACUUCUACUCCACGCGCCUGCACCUGCUGAUCCUGGGGUACAUCCGCCCCGAAUACGACUACGUCUCGCUGGAGGCGCUGAUCGAGGACAUUCGCGUCGACUGCGAGGUGGCGCGCAAGAGCCUGCAGCGCGAGGCGUAUCGGGUGUAUCUCGAUGAUGGUGACGAGACGGGGGAUGAGCAUGUGAGGGAGCAGAGGAGGUGGUUGAGGAGGUUUUGA
Rasamsonia emersonii CBS 393.64 is the source of this 696-nucleotide messenger RNA. Its product is annotated as Riboflavin kinase. The record is from RefSeq and is a predicted model, not a curated record. Gene Ontology annotation, molecular function: riboflavin kinase activity. The transcript is spliced from 4 exons. Gene Ontology annotation, biological process: FMN biosynthetic process; riboflavin biosynthetic process. Lineage: Eukaryota; Fungi; Ascomycota; Eurotiomycetes; Eurotiales; Trichocomaceae. Bases 1 to 696 code for a protein of 231 amino acids. Gene Ontology annotation, cellular component: mitochondrion.